Morchella sextelata is the source of this 1461-nucleotide messenger RNA. RefSeq lists its product as uncharacterized. NCBI's taxonomy places the organism in Eukaryota, Fungi, Ascomycota, Pezizomycetes, Pezizales, Morchellaceae. The record is from RefSeq and is a predicted model, not a curated record. The transcript has a single exon. Bases 1 to 1461 code for a protein of 486 amino acids.
AUGUCUCGGCAGAAUCGAAGUAAAUGCAUGAAUGUUCGCUGCCUGAUAGAUGAGACCACAUCACAUUCGUUUGUUUUGAGGCCUGUGGCCGAAGAGCUUGGAUUUGAUGAGGAAUCAAAAAUAACUGAAGAAGAAAGAAGAUGUUUGUACCUGGAGUUGGGUCCUGUGUUUAUACCCGGCAAUAUCUUGAUAGGGGUGACCGAUAUCUCCUUGGACAUAGAUCAUCGGUCUCACAUCUUCUCUACUUGGGUGGUGGAGGAGCUUUUCCCUAGUCAUCCGGAAGUCGAUAUUCAGAUUGUAUUGGGUCGAGAAUUCCUUCGUGCUUUUCCAGGCCUAGUUAUGAAGCCAAUGUAUCGCGGGAUAGACGAACUCGACCUCAUUCCAUGGUCUAUUGCUGGAGGGCAAGACAUAAUAAUGAAUGGAGAUGGUGAGAUGCUCAUAUAUGUAUACGGACAUUCAGAGUUACAGGCCAUAGAUGAGAAAAGGGGGAUAAAGAAAGAACAGGGCAGCUUUGGUGUCUUUUUCGGGCCGAACUCGAACAACAACAUGUUCAGAAAGAGUACUUUUCAGGGAAAGCCGAUGGAUGUGUUUGCUCUGGUGGAAGGUAUUAUGUAUGCGGUAAAGGCAUCGAUACACGGGCGAUGGGUUGAGGGGAGUUAUACAUAUACUUCCGUUCGGAUUUAUAUAAAUUCAGAAGAAAUCUUCAACGUUAUUGGUUCUAAGGAGACACUCAAAAAUCAUCGGGAAGCGGGCUGGAAGGAUGAAAACGGAAAGGUUAUCCAAUAUGGUGCAGCGAUACGUAUAUGGGACGAGUGGUCAAAUAACCAACCACAAUACACGGACAAUAAUUGGACGGAGGAGGAAGUGAUUAAAUUUGCGGCGACAGGGAGAGAGAAUAGAUGGAUGGAAGCCGCUUACAUUCUUGCAACUUCAGGCAUCCAGAGCUCGAGUGAAGUAAAAGAACUCAGAAAAGUCGAAGAAAAUCCGGGAAACAAGUGGGAGGAUCACUUCUUUACGUUCAUCGAUUUAUUUCCAUCUGAUGAUAAUGGACGCAAUGAUGAGUAUAAACUUUUCUGUUAUAGAAAGAAAGACUUCAUCGACGCCCAAGACGCGGCAAGUAUGGCGGCUUCCGAUCCUUCCACAAGACUUAAUCCCUCUGAAUUGGUGAAAAUCGAUAUACAUGGGUUUUAUCCUUCAAUGGGUAUCGUGGGCAUCUUUACCUUUUGGCGUUCACUUGAAAAGCGCAAACGCCGCACAGCUGCACAGGUGUUUGCGGUUUCAAACCUAGACUUUAUCGAGAAGGUAAUAAAGAUUGCGAAAGAGAAUGGAAGACUUAUGGAUAAUGUCGAAUGGAAUGUCAAUAUCAUGGGUGUAAGCUCAGUGGAUGAAGAGAAUAUUGAAGAUAUCAAUAGUUCACUCAGUUGCUCUUCUAGUGGAGAUGACUCUGCUAUUGAUAUGUAG